Messenger RNA from Bacidia gigantensis, 927 nucleotides. RefSeq lists its product as uncharacterized. The coding region runs from base 1 to 927 and encodes 308 amino acids. The transcript has 2 exons. The record is from RefSeq and is a predicted model, not a curated record. NCBI's taxonomy places the organism in Eukaryota, Fungi, Ascomycota, Lecanoromycetes, Lecanorales, Ramalinaceae.
AUGAAAGACGCCAUUAUGCAGGGCUUAUCUGAAGAAGAAGCCGAUCAUAGCGCCGUUGAGGCGUCUUACACUAUCUCAAAUUGUAGUUUCACCCCUUACUCGUCGCUUGGUGUAUGCCACUCAAUUGAGGAUUGGACACAACAUAUCCUCAAGCAAUGCGGGACUAAUAACACUCGCCAUUCUAAAUGCAGUUCUUCAGUGCUGGAGAUUCAGCAGCAUCCCGCUUUCAGGCUCGAGAACUCCAACGUAUCGGCGAGCGGGAUGACAAUCCUGAUGAGUGCAUUCCAAUACAACACAUCCCUUUUGGAGCUUUCUCAAGAAACACAGACGAGUCAUUAUCCCGAUCAUCGAGCGCAUGCUUAUACUGAUGUCUUUGAGUUUCCAGCGAACGACGUGCUGGGAGAAUUCUAUGUUUUCUAUCCAUCAUCGGAGCCACGGAAUCAAGGCAACGUGUUUCAAUACGCGUUCAAGGGUACAUUGUCCUUGUGUGUGUAUACUUUCAAUACGACCAUUGUCAAUGGCCAAACGAAGACAAAGGUCCUUGACAUCACUAGAAAUCUGCCUUGGCAAGUCGAGAGCCAAGUGGUAGAAUCUGAAGGGAAUGUCCGCCACGAUGUGUAUGCCACCUAUUCUGACGAGUUUCAACGCAUGAAAGUUGGGAUGGAUGGCAAGAGCAGGCAAAGUAUCACCAAUUACCUGGCGCGUGAAGUGUUUUACGGCAGCUGGGACGGGGGGCUUCAAACUGAUUCAACCAUGUCCACCCACAAGGACCAUCCACGAGCUUCGAGUGACGCUUUCAGGGCCAUAGAUCGUGCUUGCAUUUGCCCUCUUGUUGGCGGUGAUUAUGUCGAGCCGGCGCCACGGCAUUCCCGCCUGGAAAAGCAGCAACCAGCAACUGACGUCGAUGCUCGAGCCGAUAACCAGUGA